This is a messenger RNA of Patella vulgata (common limpet), 2575 nucleotides long. RefSeq names its product nucleoporin NUP35. Gene Ontology annotation, molecular function: single-stranded DNA binding; phospholipid binding; structural constituent of nuclear pore. The record is from RefSeq and is a predicted model, not a curated record. The transcript has 11 exons. Lineage: Eukaryota; Metazoa; Mollusca; Gastropoda; Patellidae. Gene Ontology annotation, cellular component: nuclear membrane; nuclear pore central transport channel; nuclear pore nuclear basket. Bases 121 to 1113 code for a protein of 330 amino acids. Gene Ontology annotation, biological process: nuclear pore organization; NLS-bearing protein import into nucleus; regulation of DNA-templated transcription.
AAUGAAUCUGGAAACAAAAUUUAAAAGUUUUUCGUUUGACAAUUUUUUUUUUUGAAAUUUGAGAUAAACUCUAAUUUAUAACUCAUUUAUUUAUCUAUCCAUAGCCAUUAAUAUAAAAUCAUGUUUUCACCACUUGCUGGAGAAUACCACGAACCAAUGAUGACGGCAUCUCCAACCAGUCCUGGUCCACACCAUUCCCAAUAUCUUCCCAGUUAUCUUCUGGGUGAUAAUGUCUCUCAUUCUGGCUCUCCAGUGCCGAAACUGUGGUCAACAUCUGGCCAGAGUCCAACUUUGCAAAAGGGUCAAGGUCUUACGUCUCCUGUAGGUCACAUGACAGGUACACCAAGUAGAAAUGAAGGAUUACGUGGUAAAGAUAAAAUGGGGGCGCCACCUGUUAAAGGUUUAUUUUCUAGCAGCAUGAUUGAUACAUAUGAUGGUAGUCCAGCCUUACAGACGUCAUUUGCUGGUCAGUUACAUCCACGAUCACCACAGACACCAGCAGCUAGAACAUUAUCACCUUCUCAUCAAACACCAGGUUAUUAUAAUCAAUCACGUUUAAAUGAUAGUUUACUGGGAAACAAAUCAAUGAUACCAGCUUCACCUGCUCAAUUAGAUCCUUUCUAUACACAAGGUGAAACAUUAAAGUCGUAUGAUAUGUUAGAUGAUACAUGGAUAACAGUAUUUGGUUUUAAUAAAGGAGCUACGUCGUUUAUUUUAGAACAGUUUAGUCAAUAUGGUCAUAUAGUCAAACAUGUGGUGGCCACAGAAGGAAACUGGAUGCAUGUCCAUUAUCAAUCCAAGAUUCAGGCUAAGAAAGCUUUAAGUAAAAAUGGUAAAAUAUUUGGUGGUUGUAUAAUGGUGGGUGUAUUACCAUGUAUAGACAAGAAUGUAAUGGAUGGUCGAGCAUCUGCUAAUGAUAUGCCAAUGACCCCUUCGACCCCUCUAACAGACGUGACAAAUGCAGUGAAUGCGAGAAAUACUCCAACAAUUAGACCUUUAACGUCGGCUUAUCAAGCUUCUAGGAGUGAAUACGAUGUUGUAAAAGGUGGUCAAAUACCUCAAAAAGAUAAUAGUUUGAUGUCAAAGGUCAAAGAAUAUAUGUUGGGCUGGUGAUAUAGUAGUAAUAUAUUAAAAUAAAAAUGACAUUCCUUUGGGGAAAAGAUAAGAAAUCUAGAAUAAAUUUUAUUUAAUUUUGUGAUGGAUUCCUAUACAAAAAAUCGUUUUGACAAUGUGAAGUUUGAAUUGUGCUUAUCCCAGUCACUCUUGUCCAAAUUGUCUCCAUUUCAACUACGACUAAUAUCAGAACAACAUAGCACUAAAUUUCUAUACAGUGUCAAAGGUCAUACAUAGAUUCUUUUGUAUUUAGUAUUAAUAAUCAACACUAUUUGCUGGUCUAGUGUCAAUUUGAAUAUCAAAAUAGUGAAAAUUAGAAACAACAUAGAGGGAUUUUAUUAUGAAUGGAGGCGGGUGCAAUAAACAUGGAUAAAAUGUAAUAUAAUAUAAAUGUACAUAAGAAUGUUAUUAAAUUACAGAGCUUAAAGCAUCAUACAAUCAUGACUAAUAAUAAUAAUAUAGUUUAUAUUUUGUAAUUAAAGAUAUGUUUGUUUGAAAUGCAGAUUAUGUAACCAUACAUUAUAGACUGUGUCCAAACUUUCAUGAAAACUCUAUUUUUUUUCUAUAAAAGUUUUUGUUCCAGAAAUCUGUUAAUAUAUAUCUGAAAAUAUUGCUACUGUACUUUAAGAAGAUAUAUUUAUUGUAUGUUUAUUAUUGUUAGUCAGUCUAGUUUGUCUCUUGGUGAUAAUGGGGAUACUCGAUUGAACGUUCCGGAAUUAAAUUCUCUCAAUUCCAAAAAUAGUGUCAAGCAAGUGAAAAGGAGAAUUUGGGGGUACAACGCAUGUGCCGACAGCAUAAAAGUAUCUCAACCAAUCAUGACAGAUGAAACAUAUUUGUUACUUAAAAUAUGUCACAAUUCUACUCACACUACCUCAGCUGUCGGGACUGGCAGAACUGUGACAGGGCUGAAUUCUGUAUCUCUUGACUAAUUCGGUACUUUCCGGACUGACAAUGGAGCCCCCCCAAUGUUGUGGGUACAAUAGAUGACCUGAUUAAUAUUCAGGGAAUAUAUGUUUGAGUUCAAAUGGAGGAGUCACAGUGGCCAGGGAGUUCUUGGUUUGAUUCUGGUCUUGGCCGAGAAAGUACCUCAGAAUUUUUCAGCGUAGCUCCAGGGGAGGGUCUGGUAAAGUACUGUCUAGUCAUUUGUAUGGGACAAAAAAACAAAACAUCCAAGAUCAUGUGCACACAUUGGCGUGCAUGUAAAAGAACUGCACACAGUUGGAAUUCAAAAUAAAAGUAGGCUAUAUCACAGUAAUCCAGUUUAUGCAGAAAAGUAUAACGUUAAAGCCCAUGACAUUUAAAUGGAAAAAAAACUUUAGAAAAAUUCUCUCAUAGCAAAGUUAAUGAAUUUAAUGAGAGGUAUGAGAACAAGUCAUGUUAUUACCCUCGCUGUCUGUCUUCUAUUAAUUUUAUUAUGUAAAUAAAACUGUAUAUUGUUCCAAUAAAUGUGUAAAUACUUGUA